CGGAGCUGCUGUGUUGUGAGUGUUUUAUGGCUGCCUGCUCAGCGCGACGCGUAGUAAUCGGUUGUGUGCGUGUACGUACGAACACUCGUCCUUCAGACGCAGCGAAAACCGAACUCCCGCAUAUUCAGCUACUGUUGCUAAAACAAAGUGGCUUCAACCUGGAUACGGCUAACUUUUACAUGCUAAGUGGGACCCGGUCGUCAGGGAGAAUUGACUUCGCCGACCGCCGAUAGUUCUUCUGAACACGCUCAGCGGAAGUCAAACAAGGAUUAAAAGCGACACCCGAGGACAAGUUUUGGGGGCGUUAUAACGGCAAAAAACUACACGAAUUUCACGGGAAAACUACGUUUUGUAACUUUUUUUCCUCGACAGCGGCGCAAACUGCUGUCGCAGUGACCACAUUAACGGCUAAUUUUAGCACGCUAGCUAGGUAACGUUGAGUAACGACAGCGCACAGCCUCCCAGCAACCUGCACGUUACUGCACUUUUUCUAUUAGUCGGCAGUUUGCUACGAACCCUGGCGACUUUUCAGGUCAAUGCCUUUGAUGUUUUUGCAACAGGUAGAUAUUUUGCAUAAACGACAAAUCAGUGAAACCCACUUGGCGCCUAGAAUUUUACCAGAUAGCGUUAAUUGUUACUGGUCUUAGUUUAAUAGCAGGGUUUAAAGCUGGAGGCGAUGCCAUGAGCUGCAGCGUGGCCUUUUUAUUUCGUGUGUUCAGGAAACAAGUUAGCUCAACGAUGCAGAUUUUGGACACCAUCUAAUCCCAGUGCCGACCUGCCAUGGUGGAACCUACAGACUAACCAAAGACUUUGAGCAUUAGACGAGCUUCGAGGCGCAUAUUUUGCUGAUGCGGUAGGAACAGAAACGGAAACCUUUAACUGGAAUAGGCGCACAAUAGCUGGUCUGACGUCUCCUUCAGUGAAUGCAUCAAAAUGUCGGCCAUCUCCGCAUCCGAGAAAGUGGACGGCUUUACGAGAAAGUCCAUGAGGAAAGCCCAGAAACAGAGACGAUCGCAGGGCUCCUCGCAGUACCGCACUCAGAGCGUUCCGGUCGAGCUCUCAACACUGCCACAGCUCAAAGACGCCACCUCCACGGAGCAGCAGGAUCUGUUCACCCAGAAGCUUCAGCAGUGCUGCGUGAUCUUUGACUUCAUCGACUCUGUGACGGACCUGAAGAGCAAAGAGAUCAAGAGGGCCACUCUUGCCGAGCUCGUGGAAUAUGUCUCCACGAACAGAGGCGUGCUGGUGGAGUCUGCAUACCCAGACAUUGUUAUUAUGAUUAGCACCAACAUCUUCCGGACGCUUCCACCAAUUGAAAACCCCAAUUUUGACCCAGAGGAGGAUGAACCCAACCUGGAGGUUUCAUGGCCUCACAUACAACUGGUCUAUGAGUUUCUCCUGCGCUUUCUGGAAAAUCCAGAUUUCCAGCCCAGCAUUGCAAAGCGCCAUAUUGAUCAGAAAUUUGUUCUGCAGCUCCUGGAGCUGUUUGACAGUGAAGACCCAAGGGAGAGGGACUUCCUGAAGACCAUCCUGCAUCGGAUUUAUGGAAAGUUCCUGGGCUUGCGAGCUUUCAUAAGAAAGCAGAUCAACAAUAUUUUUUUACGGUUUAUCUAUGAAACGGAUCACUUCAAUGGCGUCGCAGAGCUGCUAGAGAUCCUUGGAAGCAUCAUAAAUGGGUUUGCGUUGCCUCUAAAGGCAGAGCACAAGCAGUUUCUGAUGAAGGUGCUGAUCCCAUUACACACAGCUAAAGGCCUGUCUCUCUUCCAUCCACAGCUGGCCUACUGUGUGGUCCAGUUCCUGGAGAAGGAUCCUUCGCUCACAGAGCCGGUGAUUCGUGGGCUGCUGAAGUUUUGGCCUAAAACCUGCAGUCAGAAAGAGGUGAUGUUUCUGGGUGAAAUCGAAGAGAUCCUGGAUGUCAUCGAGCCAACACAAUUUAAGAAAAUCCAGGAGCCGUUGUUCAGACAGAUCUCUAAAUCUGUGGCCAAUCCACAUUUUCAGGUGGCAGAGCGAGCGCUGUAUUUCUGGAAUAACGAGUACAUUCUCAGCCUCAUCGAGGAGAACAUCGACAAGAUCCUCCCCAUCAUGUUCACCAGCCUGUACAAAAUCUCCAAAGAGCACUGGAAUCCGACAAUCGUGGCUCUGGUCUACAAUGUCCUGAAGGUGCUGAUGGAGAUGAACUGCACUCUGUUUGAUGAGCUAACGUCCUCAUAUAAAGCAGACAGGCAACGGGAGAAGAUGAAGGAGCAGGAGCGGGAUGAGCUGUGGAAGAAGUUGGAUGAGUUGAGGAUCAGCAACCGCACCCUGGCUCAGAACAACAGCCACGGGCUUCAGAGUGUCCAGAACAACAACAACAAUAACAACAACAACAGUAACAAUAGCAAAGACAAGCAGGACAAGGCUGAUGAUGGUGGUGAUGCUUCUGCUGCUGUCACUGUCACCACAGAUGACAAAAGUCCAGUCAUCACUGAGGCUAAAGGGAGCGCCCCCUGUGCCAAAUGAUACCGGAUUCCAUUUUCUAUUCCAUAAUGUGUUCUGGUUGGUCAAGGAGAAUUACCCAAGACACAGAGAUACAAGUUACACCUCAACAAUAAUGUAUUUAGAGUGACUUAGAGUGCCAGCGUUUCUUCGGCAGCAGAAUAUGUGUGUAUAUUUCAACUUAAGACUAUUUUUUUGAUUUUACAGUCCAGCUGCAGUAAGUUGUCUGAUCAAAGAUUUGUCCUUUCACAUUUAGUUUCUUAACUGAAAAUGAUUUUUCUUUUGUUAUAUUCAGUGUAUGAUACAUGAGGGGAGAACAUAAUAAUGACUUGAAUUUAAUACUUCUAGUUGUGCUGCACUUAGACGAGCCGAAUCGCUAUUUAAAGAUGUCUAUUUUUUAAUGUGCUUUUCUUGUUGCUGCCAACACGUGGGUGCAAAACCUAAGAGAGGAAGAGAACUGCAGAUUCUGGGAACGCUGGGGAGAAAUGGGACCAGAUCUAAAGCAAAAGAAGUCAAUUAAUGUACAGAAAAGGGCUGUUUAGUGUCACCCAUUAGAAUAACAGAACAGAAUAUGUUUAUAGACGAAUAGAUGAAUAACACCAGGCUCUGGUUCUGACUUUAUAUGGGACUUCACACUUGUUAAUUCUGGGAAAAUAUUAGUUUUGGGUGUUAUGGUAAAUAUUUUUCUAUAUCUGGGUGAAACCAUGAAGCUUAUAGUUGUAACAUGUUACCUGAGUUUAUAUAAAUAUUUACACUAAAGUAUUGAGAGAUGCCUCAGAACGAGAUGUUGGAAUUAAAGGAGUGAGAAGAUUGACUGUACUGUAAAUAUAAAUGUACAGUUCGUUAUGAGAGUUUAUCACUUCUCAUCUCUAAUAUCUCCCUAAAUGUCUAAUGACUCAUUUUAAAGAGCUGUUUUGAAAUGAGACCUACAGUACUAUAUUUUUCUAGAGUAUUGAUGAAGCAGAUAUUUUUUUUGAAUAUGUCGUUUUGCAGGUGGAUUUUAAUGUGCUUGGUUACCUACAGUGUGUUAGUUGGGAGGCUACUUAAAGGGAUAUCCCACUCAAUUAAAGAUUAUUUCCUAAACCACAAGCAUUAUAGGGGAGUGCAGUCAGCACUUGUAUAAGAGCUGUAAAAAAAUCCACCUUACAGCACCAACUAUUUAGAAUAUAGCAGGGUGAUCUCCGUGAAAUUAGUUUUUCUAUCCAAAGAAAGCUCAUGAUGAUGGCAGACACACUUAGGCACACUUGAGUCUCACAUGACUGUUUUUUAAAAUAAUCGUAACCAUCAAUGCCUUUUCUCUGUCGCCGUUGUCCAGACUUUACAAGCCCACGUUUGCUUCUUCUCCUGCGUCUGUGUUGAUUAAUGUACUUUGACUGCCAUAGAUACGAGCUGAGCUCUGUCCGAGCGUCUGCCGUUGUUACUCGUAGGUUCAUUCUCUAGGGCCACUCUCUUCCGAUGCCUUUCUGUCAGUACAGCAUUCCAACCUCUGUGAAGUAAAGAGCCGCGUCGGGAACCUGUUUUGUAAUUGCAGAUCUUAUUUAGGUUUCACCAUCAAAUAAAGUCGACUUUAUCUUUCUA
Molecule: messenger RNA, 4053 nt
Organism: Betta splendens (Siamese fighting fish)
Lineage: Eukaryota; Metazoa; Chordata; Actinopteri; Anabantiformes; Osphronemidae
Gene: ppp2r5a
Product: protein phosphatase 2, regulatory subunit B', alpha isoform
Exons: 13
Coding region: 934-2499 (521 amino acids)
Biological process (GO): protein dephosphorylation; signal transduction
Cellular component (GO): nucleus; protein phosphatase type 2A complex; cytosol
Molecular function (GO): protein phosphatase activator activity
Source: RefSeq, a predicted model, not a curated record